Molecule: messenger RNA, 258 nt
Organism: Heterostelium album PN500
Lineage: Eukaryota; Evosea; Eumycetozoa; Acytosteliales; Acytosteliaceae
Exons: 1
Coding region: 1-258 (85 amino acids)
Source: RefSeq, a predicted model, not a curated record
AUGCCAAACGAACCUCAGGAUUAUGUAGAGCUAUUGGAUAUUUGUGGAAAUCAAAAUAAAUAUAGAGAAUAUAUAACUUUUGGCUACUAUAUUUACUCGGUAGCCGAUGUUCAAGAAAAUACAGCAUUUUUAGAGAAAGAUGAAUAUAGUUUAUAUUUAGUAAAGAAUGGAAACUAUUUAUUGGUUGCCCUUAAAACUAUACCCUUUAAUGUAAAUUUAUUGAAUAAUCUUAAAACCAUCUGUAAAGUAUUAUUUUAA